Messenger RNA from Cavia porcellus (domestic guinea pig), 1161 nucleotides. RefSeq names its product cyclin dependent kinase inhibitor 2D (gene Cdkn2d). Gene Ontology annotation, cellular component: nucleus. NCBI's taxonomy places the organism in Eukaryota, Metazoa, Chordata, Mammalia, Rodentia, Caviidae. Bases 84 to 584 code for a protein of 166 amino acids. Gene Ontology annotation, molecular function: protein binding. The record is from RefSeq and is a predicted model, not a curated record. The transcript has 3 exons.
GCUACUCCCAGGCGGCGGCGGCGGCGCAGGCUCAGAGCAGACCCCGCCCGCGGAGGAGGAGGAGGGAGGGCCACCGCGUCACCAUGCUGCUGGAGGAGGUCCGCGCCGGCGACCGGCUGAGUGGGGCCGCGGCCCGGGGCGACGUGCAGGAGGUGCGCCGCCUGCUGCACCGCGAGCUCGUGCACCCGGACGCCCUGAACCGCUUCGGCAAGACGGCGCUGCAGGUGAUGAUGUUCGGGAGCCUCGCCGUCGCCCAGGAGCUCCUGAAACAAGGUGCCAGCCCCAAUGUCCAGGACGCCUCUGGCACCAGUCCUCUCCACGAUGCAGCCCGCACUGGAUUUCUGGACACUGUGAAGAUCCUCGUGGAGCACAGUGCUGAUGUCAACGCUCCCGAUGGUACCGGGGCACUGCCCAUCCACCUGGCAGUGCGCGAGGGCCAUGCAGCGGUGGUCAGCUUCCUGGCUCCGGAGUCUGACCUCCAUCACAGGGACGCUGCGGGGCUCACACCCCUGGAGCUGGCACGGCAGAGGGGGGCUCAGGACCUCAUGGACAUCCUGCAGGGGCACAAGGUGAUCCCACUGUGACCCAGGGCAACUCCUCCAGCCAGAGAGCCCUGCGGGUUUGUCUGGCAGAAAAGAGGGGAGAAAACACUUUCCUUGCUGAAGAAGGGGAGGAAGACCAGUUUGUGGCUUAUUGGUGUUGAUUUUUGGGGUGUGUGUGAUUGGGGGAUGUUUCUCGUGUGUUUUCUCACCCUUUUGGUGUGUUGGACAGAGAAGGACUCCUAUAGGAGACAGCCACCUAAACGGUUCAGUUUCUUCUGCAUCCCAGGCCCCGGGCUGCAGAUGUGGCCAAGGGCAGAGUGUAGAGCCCCAGCCCUGGAGUGAGGUCAUCACCACCAGGGCUCCCGGAACCUCGUGCCCUUGGCCAGCUGUGCUCCAGAGUCCCGACGUGUGCGCCCUGCUUUGGGCAUGGGGGGAGGGGGAAGCAUUUCAGAUUAAUUGAAGGGUAACAUGAGUUCAUUCAUAUUUUUUGGAAGCUUGUUUUCCAAUCCCUUGUACAGCGUUGAAAAAAGAGAUUCUAUUUAUUAAGCUUUAUGGAAAAAAUUGUUGUGUGUGUGAUAAUUUAACGUUUUUACCCAUUAAAUUAAGACGUGUAUGUUCA